Messenger RNA from Falco peregrinus (peregrine falcon), 7017 nucleotides. RefSeq names its product complement C3b/C4b receptor 1 (Knops blood group) (gene CR1). The transcript is spliced from 43 exons. Lineage: Eukaryota; Metazoa; Chordata; Aves; Falconiformes; Falconidae. The coding region runs from base 87 to 6533 and encodes 2148 amino acids. The record is from RefSeq and is a predicted model, not a curated record.
AGCUCCUUCCGCACGUGGGGGGAACUGGGGUGCCCAUAUCUUCCCACAGCCCCCCAAGAGCCGCAGUCGGCGCCAGGGACCGGAGCAUGGUGCUCACCUUCGCCCUCCACCUCCUGGGCAGCUCUGCUUUGCUCCUGGCCACUAUGGCUGGGGCUCAAGCUACCCGAUGCCCGUUCCCACACAUCCAACGUGGGAAGAGAGUACCCACUACUCGUCCUUUCUACAGGACUGGGGACACCGUAAGCUUCGUGUGCAACACAGGGUAUACCUUGCAGGGCUCCCACACAAGCACGUGCCAAGCCAACUUCACAUGGAGCCCACCUCUGCCAGUGUGCAUGAAGGAGGUGAUGUGCCCUCGGCCACCGAACAUUGCCAACGGGCUGCACAGUGGACAGACUUUGAACAAGUUUUCCCGGGGACUGACGAUAUACUAUGGCUGCAAGGAUGGCUACGAGCUGGUCGGGAACAUGUCCAUCUACUGCAUGGAGGCAGGGGUGUGGAGCCGGCCCCUGCCCCGCUGCGAAGCAAUCGGCUGUGAGAUACCUGAGGUGCAGAACGGGAAGAUCUAUGGGCUGCAGAGCACCUACAAAGCUGGGGAGACUCUUCACUUUGACUGCAUCUCUGGUUAUGCCACAGACGGCAGCUAUGAGACUCAGUGCCAGCCUGGGGGGACCUGGAAUCCACCGGUGCCCACCUGUGAGAAGGUCCGACCAUGCCCUCCACCUCUGGAAAUCACCAAUGGAAAUCACAGUGGCCAGGGCAAAUCAGUUUUUACUGCAGGAAUGCGUGUAACAUACACCUGCAACCCCAGCUACCACCUGGUUGGAAAUCCUGUUGUGUUUUGCAGAGCAUCAGGGAACUGGAGCCAGCCCAGCCCUCGCUGUGAAGAGGUGAUGUGCCCUCGGCCACCGAACAUUGCCAACGGGCUGCACAGAGAACAGACUUUGAACAAGUUUUCCCGGGGAGUAAUGGUUUACUAUGGCUGCAAGGAUGGCUACGAGCUGGUCGGGAACAUGUCCAUCUACUGCAUGGAGGCAGGGGUGUGGAGCCAGCCCCUGCCCCGCUGCGAAGCAAUCGGCUGUGAGAUACCUGAGGUGCAGAACGGGAAGAUCUAUGGGCUGCAGAGCACCUACAAAGCUGGGGAGACUCUUCACUUUGACUGCAUCUCUGGUUAUGCCACAGACGGCAGCUAUGAGACUCAGUGCCAGCCUGGGGGGACCUGGAAUCCACCGGUGCCCACCUGUGAGAAGGUCCGACCAUGCCCCAUGCCUCCAAGGCUCCACAAUGGAAAUCACAACGGCCAGGGCAAAGCUUUUUUUUCUGCAGGAAUGCAUGUAACAUACACCUGCGAUCCUGGCUACUACCUGGUUGGAAAUCCUGUUGUGUUUUGCAAAGCAUCAGGGAACUGGAGCCAGCCCAGCCCUCGCUGUGAAGUGACUGUCUGCAUAAAUCCAGAUGUACAGAACGGAAGGCAAAUUGGUGGUCAAGGACUUAUCUCUGCACCUGGGCAAAUGGUGACAUUUCAGUGUCAUGAUGGCUACAGCCUGCAAGGCAGUGCUGAAGUCUUCUGCCAGGAGGAUGGCAGCUGGGACCCUCCUGCUCCCAUCUGCAAUAGAAUGCACCAUUACCUGGAGUUCUCAAACAGGCCGAAACUUCCAGGUGGUUGUGGUGCUCCUACAAGGUUACACUUUGCUGAGCUAAAUGAGGAGCACAAAAAUGAGAUUGAUUUUUCUGUUGGGAAGACUGUGCAAUACACUUGCCGACCUGGAUAUGCUAAACACCCAGGAAUGUCACCUACUAUUACAUGCCUUGAGAGCGGAGUGUGGUCAGAAGCACUAGAGUUCUGUAAAAGAAAACAAUGCAAUCAUCCUGGUGAACCUGUGAAUGGGAAAAUUGUUUUCCUAACAGAUCUCCUGUUUGGGUCAACAGUGUUCUACAGCUGUGAAGAAGGGCACAGGUUAAUUGGACGAUCCAGCAGACAAUGUGGGAUUUUUGGUGGACGUGUUGAAUGGAGUGGUGACAUUCCCACUUGUCAGCGUAUCCCCUGUAAGCCACCUCCGGACAUUCCCAAUGGGAAGCACACAGGCAGGCUGCUGGAUGAAUUCCACUAUGGCACAUCUGUAACAUACACCUGCAACCCUGGGUACCCGCUGCACGGAGAGCCCUCCAUCUACUGCACCACCCAGGAUGGGAAAAACGGCGUGUGGAGUGGGCCCCCCCCGCAGUGCGGAGAGGCAAGAUGUCCCGUCCCGCAGGUCCGCAAUGGGCGAGUAGUGUCUCCUAGGACUACCUACACACACAAGGACACCGUUGCCUUUGAGUGUGAGCCAGGCUAUGUUCUACGAGGCCACAGAGUGGUACGAUGCCAACUAAAUAACACCUGGGAGCCACCUGUACCAGUCUGCGAGCAGGAUGGCUGCAAUGCACCUACCAGACUGAUGUUUGCUGAGCUGAAGAAGCCAUACAGCAACCAGACUGUCUUUCCCGUGGGGAGGACGGUGGAAUACGUGUGCCGGCCUGGGUACGCCCGGCACCCAGGGAUGCCGCCAGUCAUUACAUGCCUCAGGAAUCGGACGUGGUCUAUGGCACUGGAGUUCUGUAAAAGGAAACAAUGUGCUAACCCAGGGGAUCCGGAGAAUGGCAGAGCUGUUGUCCUGACAGACCUCCUCUUCGGGUCCAAAGUUAAUUACACUUGUAACAAAGGGUACAAGUUGGUUGGAGGUUCUCAGAGGACAUGCGAGGUAUCUGGUGCACAUGUCUCAUGGAGUGGUGAUGCUCCUGUCUGCCAAAGCAUCGUCUGCGAUCCUCCUCCGGACAUCCCCCACGGGAGACACAGUGGGCACCUGAUGGACACAUUCUCCUACGCGGACGUGGUCGUCUACACCUGCGACUCGGGCCACUUGCUGGCUGGGGAGUCCUCCAUCUUCUGCACCACGGCAGACGGGGAGCACGGCGUGUGGAGCGGGCCGCCGCCGCAGUGCGGAGAGGUGAGAUGUCCUCCCCCUCCAGGCAUCGCCAAUGGGAAGCACAGUGGCCAGCUCUCGGACACCCACCUCCCAGGCUCGACUGUGCAGUACAGCUGCAGGGACGGCUACUCCCUCGUUGGGAACGCUUCCAUUAGCUGCACAGCUGAGGGAAUGUGGAGCCGGCCCCAGCCCCGAUGUGAAGCAACCGGCUGCAAAAGACCAGAGAUCGAGAAUGGAAGAACGUCUGGGCUGGAGACCAUGUACAGGCUCGCAGACAUCGUUGUCUUCGAAUGUGAUUUUGGUUAUGCCUUGAAGGGCUCUCAAGAGUCUCAGUGCCAGUUUGGGGGCACAUGGGACCCUCCUGUCCCCAUCUGUGAAAAGAUGCUGCAGUGUCCUUCCCCUCCAAAUAUCAAAAAUGGCCAGCAUGACAGCAAGGAUGUGAAAGCGUUCAUUCCUGGAACAUCAGUGAAGUACUACUGUGACCCGGGGUAUGUCCUCACUGGGAAAACAACCGUUUCUUGUUUGACAUCUGGAACCUGGAGCAUCCCUUACCCCCGCUGUGAAGUGAUCACCUGCACAAGCCCCAGCAUGCAGGAUGGAGAAGUGGCUGGAGGAAAGAGAGCUGUGUACCAUCCUGGGGCCAGCAUCACCUUCCAGUGCCACCCGGGCUACAUGCUGCAGGGCAGCCAUGAAGCCAAGUGCCAGCCCGAUGGCCGUUGGGUGCCUGCUGUCCCCACCUGCAAGCCAGUGCUGCCUUGUCCUGCACCUCCCACCAUCGCCCAUGCCACACACAGCGCAGAGCUUGGGGCAAACUUCACCAGCGGCAUGUCCGUGAACUACAGCUGCCAGCCUGGCUUCUCCCUCUUCGGAGACCCCUCUGUCUGGUGCACGGCCUCGGGGAGCUGGAGCCGCCCGUACCCACGCUGCACAGCUGGCUGUGGGACACCAACAACGUUAUUGUUUGCUGAGUUAAACAAGGAACAUAAAAAUCAGACUGAGUUUCCUGUUGGGAAGACUGUGAAGUACACUUGUAGGCCUGGAUAUGUGAAACAUCCACAAAUAUCACCAACUAUUACGUGUCUUGAAAAUCAAACAUGGUCUGAAGCCCAGGAGUUUUGCAAGCGGAGAAAGUGUGAUCAUCCAGGAGAACCAGAGAACGGCAGAGUUAUCAUUACAACAGAUCUCUUCUUCGGAUCAACAGUGAAUUACACCUGCAAUGAAGGGCACAGGCUGGUGGGAGUGUCCCAGCGGCACUGUGUGAUUUCAAGCUCUGGGCCACGAGUGAGGUGGAGCGGCGAUGUUCCCAUCUGCCAGAGCAUCGUCUGCGAUCCUCCUCCGGACAUCCCCCACGGGAGACACAGUGGGCACCUGAUGGACACAUUCUCCUACGCGGACGUGGUCGUCUACACCUGCGACUCGGGCCACUUGCUGGCUGGGGAGUCCUCCAUCUUCUGCACCACGGCAGACGGGGAGCACGGCGUGUGGAGCGGGCCGCCGCCGCAGUGCGGAGUCUCGCAGUGCUCUCACCCUCCAGCCGUCACCAAUGGAAAGCACAGUGGCCAAGCCACAACAGUUUUCGUCAGCGGCAUGUCUGUGAGCUACACCUGUGAUCCUGGCUACGUUCUUGUUGGAGAGGCACAGCUUAACUGUACUUCUUCUGGAGCUUGGAGUGUCCCUGCCCCUCAGUGCGAAGGGCGGCUGUGUCCCUCCCCAUCACCAAUUGACCACGGCCAGCAUGAUGGCAAGGAUGUGAAAGUGUUCGUCCCUGGAAAGUCUGUAAAUUACAGCUGUGACCCUGGCUAUUCUCUUAUUGGCAAAACAGCUCUAUACUGUACGGUCAAUGGAACCUGGAGCAUCCCUUAUCCCCGGUGCGAAGUGCUGCAAUGCCCUUCACCUCCAAAUAUUGAAAAAGGAAAUCACAACAGCCAGGACAUGGAAGUUUUCACUACUGGAAUGGUUGUAAAUUACAGCUGUGACCCUGGCUACAGCCUCCUGGGAGAGGCAUCAAUUUACUGCACUGACUCGGGAAACUGGAGCCUCCCUCUUCCCCGGUGUGCAGGUGGCUGUGGUGCACCUCCAAACUUAACCUUUGCUGAGCUAACUGAGGAAUACAAAAAUCUGAUGGAGUUUCGUGUUGGGGACACUGUGCGAUACAGAUGCCAGCUGGGAUACAUGAGUCACCUUGGAGUACCCCCGACUCUGACUUGCCUCAAAAACCACACGUGGUCUGAAGCGCUAGAGUUCUGUAAAAGGAAGCAAUGUAAAUACCCAGAAACACCAAAGAAUGGCAGAGUUGUUGUUCUGACAGAUCUCCUUUUUGAGUCAACGGUGAGCUACACGUGUGAAGAAGGGCAUCGACUGGUUGGACAGUCUCACAGGCGAUGUGAGAUUUUUGGACCAGAUGUUGCAUGGAGUGGCGUUCUUCCCAUUUGUCAGAAGGUGGUAUGUCCAGUCCCAGAGAUCCAGAAUGGGAGAGUAUCUGCUCUUAAAAAUCACUACACAUACAAAGAUACUGUUAGCUUUAAGUGUCGUAAAGGCUUCACCUUGCGAGGCCGUCGCACGUCCCAGUGCCAAGCAGAUGAAACGUGGGAUCCACCCAUACCAGCCUGUGAGCAGGAUGGAGUGGCAGAGCACUAUCAUCAUCCCGAUACCAAACCAAAACCAGUAGUGAAGUGUCUGCCUCCUCCAAGCAUUCCUAACGGGGAACACAGCAGUCGUUUCUCAGACACUUUUGAUGUAGGAGCUCUUGUGCGCUACCGCUGCAAACACGGCUUCUCUCUCAUUGGGAAUAAGUCUGUUCGUUGCACAACAGACGGAGUCUGGAGCCAUCCGACUCCUCGCUGUGAAGUGCUGCGCUGUUCCAAGCCUACAGGUAUCGCCCAUGGGUCUUUCAGUGGCCCGGCAAAAGCGGUUUUCACUCCUGGAACAUCUGUAAGCUACAUCUGUGAGCCCGGCUUCUCUCUCAUUGGGACAGCAUCCAUUUCUUGCACACAAUCUGGAGCCUGGAGCCAUCCUCCUCCGGUCUGUCAAGUUGUGAAGUGUCUCCAUCCUCCAAACAUCACCAACGGGAAGCUCAAAGCCAACAUCUCAGACACUUUUUCCUACGGAGCAUCUGUAUCCUACAGCUGCAACCCUGGUUAUUCACUUGUUGGGAAUGCUUUCAUCAACUGCACAGUGUCAGGAGCCUGGAGCCAGCCUCCUCAGUGCAAAGAGAUGGGAUGUAUAUUCCCAGUAGUUCAAGGUGUAAAGAAAGCCACAAAAGGAAAUACUUAUCGCUCUGGGACUAACAUCACUCUUGAAUGUGAUGAUGGUUACACUUUGGAAGGCAUCGGUCAGAUUCAGUGCCAAGAGGACUUCAGCUGGGACCCUCCUGUACCCACCUGUAAACUGACAUCACGCAAGUCUGGUUCAGUAGGCCUAGGAGCUGCAGCUGCAGGAAUCCUGCUUGUUCUGGGGGCAGGCAUUGCCUGGAAAAUUAUUUCUAAGCAGAAGGAAGGCUAUUAUAAUACAUACGAAAACCACAGUUAUGAAAACCCUCUGAACCAGACGUAUUCAUGUCUUCCAUAGAAGGCUGGGCAUCUGCGCCACCACUAACCAGGCAUUAUACUCAUUCUCCACAUAUAGCUGCUGCAGGUUGCAUGGAAGCAUCGCUCAUGCUGAGACUGAAAUUCUGUGGAAAAGGCACUUUACAGUAAACUCAGCAUUAAUGCUCCUUCUGCUCCCACUGAUUGAUGCAAGGAUCUAACAAAGCUCAAACUGCACGGAGUAAAGAUGCUGCCUGAGGGACUUCUCUAUGCUGCUGCCAUCUGAGGAACAUUUCCUUUCUUUAUUUGCAAACCCUGUUAUAAGCAAGAUCCACAGAAGCAUUCCUAUGCAUUCAUGGAAGUCACAAUUUGUUAAACCAAAGACUGUCUUAACAGCAACUGUGUUCACUUCUGCCCUGCCACAUCAUGGGACGCUGCUGUGUUUUCUUCCAGGAAUGCUGAUUUGUGGUGUUCCUCUAUGGAUGCUUAACCUAAUAAAAGCUGAACGUGGGCCAGUAAUUGCCUUA